Entrophospora sp. SA101 is the source of this 3024-nucleotide messenger RNA. Lineage: Eukaryota; Fungi; Glomeromycota; Glomeromycetes; Entrophosporales; Entrophosporaceae. The record is from the annotation of a GenBank genome assembly.
AUGACCGAUCGCAACGAGACGGCCACCGAAGAACAAAAUACAAAUAAACAAAGCUUUACAACUUGUGCGAAAUGCGGACUUAUGAUUGUAGGUCAAUUUGUGAGGGCUUUGGAAGGAACUUAUCAUUUAGAUUGCUUUAAAUGUCAGGAUUGCGGGGCUAUAGUUGCAGCAAAAUUUUUCCCAAUGGAUGACAAAGAUGGGAAACAAUAUCCAUUAUGUGAGCGUGAUUACUUUGCACGUUUAAAUCUCAUCUGUGAAAAGUGCGGUGGAGCUCUUAGAGGCUCUUACAUCACAGCGCUUGAAAAAAAAUAUCACAUUGAACAUUUUACUUGUUCUGCUUGCCCAACAUUAUUUGGCCCACAAGAUUCAUAUUAUGAACACGAUAGUCAAGUAUAUUGUCAUUAUCAUUAUUCAACUAGGUUUGCAGUAAAGUGUACUGGAUGCCAGACUGCUAUAUUAAAACAAUUUGUAGAAAUAAAUCGUAAUAGCAUUGAUGAGCAUUGGCAUCCUGAAUGCUACAUGAUUCACAAGUUUUGGAAUGUUAAACUUGCCACACAUUUAGAUGAAAAAACUGAAUUACAAGGUGAUAAUGAACAAGAUGAACAACAAAAACAACUUCAGGUAGACGUCAGCAUAACACCAGAGGAGUUGAAACAACAACAAAAGUCAAUGGAAGAAAAAGUUUACAAGAUAUGGACAGUACUUUCCGCUUUUGAGGAAAUGUCAGCUGCUUGUAUUUCAGACAUGCUACUUCAUGUAUCGAAUGGAUCAUAUCUUGAUGGUGUUAAGAUGGCUGAUAAAUUUAUAAGUCAUGUAGAUAUUUUAUUUUCUGCAAUUGAUGAAUUAGAAAUGCAAUCAAUACAAGCAAGUGGGCAAGGUUUACAGCAUAAUCGUGAAGCUAAAAUGCUUUGUAAAAAAAUAGUCAAUUUUUUUUCAUUAUUAUCACACACUCAAGAAACAGGUGUCAGAAAACUUGGUAUUACACAAGAAUUAUUAUCACUUGUAACAGGCUUAGCACAUUAUUUAAAAAUAUUAAUUAGGAUAGCUUUAACUAGUGCUUUAAAAUUGGAAAGAGAUUUUGAUAAUAAGGUAGCCAUAGAAAAAUUUUUAAAUAAGCUUCAUGAGCUUACCAAAAAUUUAAGUCAAGGGCGAGAAUCAACAAUUGAUAGUGAAGUCACUUCUGAUCUAUGUCAUUCAUGUCGGGUCACUGUAGAAGAGGAGUGUUACAAGUAUGGACAACAUCGUUGGCAUAUUGGGUGCUUGAGAUGUUCAAAUUGUUCAAAAGAGUUACGUUCUGUAUAUCAAGAAGCCACAUUCAAUGAAACACAUGGGUCAGCGUAUUGUCCAAAUUGUUCCAAGGAGCCAGCAUCUGUUGGAUUCGAACAUGUUACACAGUUAGAGCAGUACACCUAUUUGUUACGUGUUGCUUUAUCUAGACUUUAUAAUUUGCUUAGAAGAAAAGAGGAACAUAGUUUGUCUGAUAGUGAUGAUAGUCGUGGCCGUAAAACUGAUAAGGAGAAAUCAGAGCUUGUUCGUAAAGAUUCCAGGUCAAAAUCUUAUUCGAGCGGGGAUAAAAAAUAUGAAUCAAUUAGCACAAAUGAUAUAAAGCGUAUGAAAUCUAUUCAUAUGGAUCGUAAAAUGUCAACUUCAGCAAAAGUUCCAAAACGAUUUGUAGUGAAUGAGAGCCAACAUGGGUCUGAUGAAGUAACCAAGGAUAAACUGGUCAGAUCACCUUCACAACGACAUGUAAAGGUCACAGAGGAUAAAGUUCCAGAUCCUGAGAUAGCAGACAAUCAGCUAAAUUUUGAUACAGGUAAAGUUGCUAUUACACUAGGUGAUAUUUCAGAAUUGGCAGCAGCUGAAAUGAACGCAUCAUCAUCAGAUUCAACACUAGCACAAAAAGCAAAAAAAAAUUUCAAAGAUUCAACAACAACAAAAUCAUAUUUUUCAGAACUUUCAGCAUUAGAAUAUUUUAUUGUAAAGCACGUGGCAGUUCUCAUGAUGCAGCAAUAUUUGAAAGAUUAUUUCACAUCAGAGGAAUUACUAGAUCUUAUUGAACCAAAAAAGACAACACUAUGGUCAAAGUUUGUUACAUCAAUUAAACCAACCGAGAAAAAACCAGUCAAAAAGAAAGGACCAGGUCAAAUAAAAGUGCCAAGUUUUGUUGAUGAUAGUAUAUCAGCCAUGAAAACAAUGGAUAUGUCAGUUGAAGGAAUAUUUCGUAAAAAUGGAAAUAUUAGAAGAUUAAAAGAUCUUAGUGAUGUAAUUGACAGACAUCCUUCUAUGGUAAAUCUGACAGAAGAUAAACCAGUCCAAGUAGCAGCAUUGAUGAAAAAAUUUUUACGAGAAUUGCCAGAACCAUUGUUAACAUUUAAAUUACAUAAGCUUUUUAUUACUUCACAAAAACUUGAUAAUGAAUCAGAUAGAAAGAAAAUUUUACAUCUUGCAUGUUGUCUACUACCAAAAAUAAAUCGUGAUACGAUGGAAGUACUCUUCAUAUUUUUUAAAUGGGUAGCAUCAUUUUCCCAUGUUGACGAAGAGACAGGUAGUAAAAUGGAUCUUCAUAAUCUUGCCACAGUUAUAACACCAAAUAUUCUUUAUUCAAAAUCAAAAGAUCCAUCAAAAGAUGAAUCAUUUUUAGCAAUUGAAGCUGUUCAUAAUUUAUUAAAAUAUCAAGAUGAAUUUUGGGUGGUGCCUGAUGAUUUAAUGGCAAUUUUAGAAGUUCAAGAUUUAUUUAGUAAUCCAGAAGUGCUGACAACAAAAGAUAUUCUUAAGAGAUGUGAAGAUUUUGUUAAAUCAAAGAAAAUGCAAAAUCCAAUAAGUGAAGUAGGAGAAAAUAAAGUUAGUGGUGGUAGUGGUUAUAAUAGCUUUAACGGUAAUAAUACCACCAAUAAUGGUAGUGUUGGGCAAAAGUAUGAAAUAGUACGUCAUCAGCAUCAAAAUGCACCUCAACAACGUGAUUAUGCUGAACCAUAUCAUUCACCCAACCUUGUUAAAGAGAAUCCUAUUCAAAUAAGGCAAUAA